Molecule: messenger RNA, 979 nt
Organism: Arvicanthis niloticus (Nile rat)
Lineage: Eukaryota; Metazoa; Chordata; Mammalia; Rodentia; Muridae
Gene: Apcs
Product: amyloid P component, serum
Biological process (GO): innate immune response
Molecular function (GO): complement component C1q complex binding
Source: RefSeq, a predicted model, not a curated record
GCAGAACGAAGGAGGACCUGGGAGUACCUCACAUUGCUUCUCUCCACCCUUUAUUGUCAUCAAAGGCACAUAAAAAACUUGAAAUCUGAAGAGCAUAGGGAGCCACCACACUUUUGUCCCAUACCCAAGUGACUGCUGCUGCUGUUAUACCCUGGACCAAGCAUGGACAAGCUGCUGCUUUGGAUGUCUGUCUUCACCAGUCUUCUUUCAGAAGCCUUUGCUCUGACAGACCUCAGAUCGAAGGUAUUUGUGUUCCCCAGCGAAUCUGAUACUGAUCAUGUGAAGCUGAUCCCACGUCUAGAGAAACCUCUGCAGAAUUUUACACUGUGUUUCCGAACCUACAGUGACCUUUCCCGCUCUCACAGUCUUUUCUCCUACAGUGUGAAAGGCAGCGACAAUGAGCUACUAAUUUAUAAAGAAAGAGUUGGAGAAUACAGCCUACACAUUGGACAUUCAAAAGUCACAGUCCGUGGUUUGGAAGAACAACUUUCCCCAGUACAUUUCUGUACCACCUGGGAGUCCUCCUCUGGCAUUGCUGAAUUUUGGGUCAAUGGAAAGCCUUGGGUAAAAAAGGGUUUGCAGAGGGGAUACACUGUGAAAGCCCUACCCAAUAUUGUCCUGGGACAGGAACAGGAUACCUGUGGAGGAGGGUUUGAUAAACGGCAGUCCUUUGUGGGAGAGUUUGCGGAUUUGUACAUGUGGGACUAUGCGCUGACCCCACAAGACAUUCUACGUGUGUACAAUGGUUCCCCUCUCAAUCCUAAUAUUGUGGAUUGGCAGGCUCUGAACUACGAAAUAAAUGGCUAUGUAGUCAUCAGGCCUCGUGUGUGGGAUUAAGAUCUCACAACAAAACCUCAUGGAAAUGAGAUGACCAAUGUGUACGAGGUCAAGGCAGCAGAACUCACUCUAUCUGGAGCUUUUUCUUCUUUGUGAACGUCCUGUCUACAUAUCUGCCAAAUAAAAAUCCUGUCCAAUUCCA